CUAAGGAAGAGACAUCAAAAACAACCAAAUUUGCCGUAGUCGGAUUAAGUGGCUCUGGGAAAUCUGCAUUUGUAAACGCCGUGAGAAGCAUCGACAAUGAAGACAGCCAAGCAGCAAGGGUCGAUAUUGUGGAAGAGAAGAAAGAAGCAAAUGAGUACAUUCACCCUAAAAAUCCUCUGAUAAGCUUCUACGAUUUUCCUGGUUAUGGCACACGAAACUAUCGCACAAUUGAAACGUAUUGGUAUAAUUUCAAAUUGGAGCAAUUUCCAGUAUUUCUGAUUUUUAUCUCACUCAGAGUCACCAGCCUUGAUCUGGAUAUGAUAGAAAAAGUCAAAGACGCUAAAAAAAAAUAUUUUGUUGUUCGUACAAAAAUUGAUAUCGAAUACAUGUUGGAAAAAGAUAAAGAGCAUUUCAAUGAGCAAGAUCUUAUAAAGAAAAUCCGGAAUUACGUACUCAGUGAAACGAAAGAAGGAAAAGCAUUCCUUAUCAGUAGCUAUCGUCCAGACAGGUGGGAGUUCCUUAAAUUAGUACAUGCUAUUGACAGCAGCUUACCGAUUCCCGAAAAAGGGAUAUGGGGAAAUUUCUUUGCGAAGACAAUGGCGAAAUUUUCCGAUGCUUUCCAGGACAACGCGAUUGAGGCUGCAGAGAAACUGAUUAAAGACCUUGAUCAGUGGAAAGAAGUUAAAAUAUCCGUAGCCGUUGUCGGAAAAAAUGGUUGCGGGAAAUCAAGUUUCAUAAACGCCAUUAGGGGAGUCGACGAUGACGACGACAUUGCAGCAAAAACGGAUGUCGUCGAAGGAACAACGAUUCCAGUUAAGUAUUUCCAUCCAAAUAACCCUAAUAUAACGCUUUGGGAUUGUCCAGGUAUCGGUUCACUUAAAAUCUCAGAUGUUGAAACCUUCUGCAAAGAUAUGAAAAUUAAGGAGUAUGACGCAUGUAUCAUUAUGACCUCGGAACGGUUUGGAAAGGUCACUGCAGCUUUAGCGGAAAAACUUAAAUCAAUGAAAAAGCCUUUCUUUUUAACCCGCACGAAAAUUGACAACGACAUCAAAGUAAACGAAGAACGAAGAAGAAUACCAGAAGAAACUACACUGGAAAGUAUUAGGAGAGAUUGUUCUAACAGCUUAACAUCAGUGAAGACGCCACUUCAUGACAAAGAUAUUUUUCUGAUCAGUAACCACCAUCCAGGCAACUGGGAUUUCGCUCGCCUCACAACAGCAAUCAAAAAUCGACUACCCACUUGUGUGCGAGAGAGCUUUCUUCUUACCAUGGCUGCGUUUUCUCGAAGCAUUUUAAAGCAAAAAGUUGAAAAUCUUAAAGGUCGAAUAUGGAUGGUUGCAGCAACAAAUUCAUUUUUACCCGAGCGUAUAUCCGGGGGCUACAGCCACAUUAUUGAAGAAGUGAAAUUCUAUAGAGCUGGACUGGGAUUUCCUGAGAACCCUGGAGGUCAGCAAUCCAUCGAAAAAUUUUACUUAAAACCUGAUUCUGACGUGGAAAACUGGCUUAGAAAGUUUGACCCACGUUUCAACAAUUCAUACACGUCCCUGUGUCGUGCACUGAACAUUGUUUUGGAAGAAAUGGAAAAGACUGCACUGGAACGUCUGAAUGAAACCGUUAGAAGGGGCGCACACCAUGUUUGAAAAUGACAAUUGUAGACGAAACAUUAAUCGCACAUAACGCAUGACAGUUGAACUUGCAGUCACCGAUAGUUAAACUUCUAAUUUACUUAUACUUUUCUAACUUAUCUGAAAUCAGGAAGAUGAUGUUUACUCAAGUAGUAAACAGGUUUUUUCUUGGUUAUAGAAACGGUGUGUUUUUAUAAACUUACCCAUUAAACUUUAAGCAUUUAGUAUAUGU
Molecule: messenger RNA, 1857 nt
Organism: Dendronephthya gigantea
Lineage: Eukaryota; Metazoa; Cnidaria; Anthozoa; Malacalcyonacea; Nephtheidae
Product: interferon-inducible GTPase 1-like
Exons: 5
Coding region: 318-1640 (440 amino acids)
Cellular component (GO): membrane
Molecular function (GO): GTP binding
Source: RefSeq, a predicted model, not a curated record